Molecule: messenger RNA, 975 nt
Organism: Penicilliopsis zonata CBS 506.65
Lineage: Eukaryota; Fungi; Ascomycota; Eurotiomycetes; Eurotiales; Aspergillaceae
Exons: 1
Coding region: 1-975 (324 amino acids)
Source: RefSeq, a predicted model, not a curated record
AUGGCCGACCGCACUGAGAUCCUCGUUCACGUCUCGGCCCCCAGUGGUGCCAGGGACGAUGCGAGAUAUCGUGCUGAGGUCGAGGCGAUCCUAGGGUUCCAGGUGGCUGCCCGACACAGUGUCAUAGUGGUGACAGAGGAUGAGCUGAGAUCUAGCUCGAGAAGCUCGAAGGACUCGAGCCAGGCUGGCAACGAGCCAGCCGGCGACGAUUUCGGUACUCCGCUUAGUGUGAUUCCAGAUUCACAGCCAGCUCUGUCUGGAACGGAGGGAGAGCAUCCACCUGAAGAGGUGGUACUGCCUCUAGAGUCGUCGGCGAAGCGGCAGCGUGUCGUAUCGCCAGCGAAACGGGCCUGUUCGCCUGAAGAAGGAGAAGGAGGAGGAGGAGCUCUCAAGAAAGCCGUCCCGCAGCCAUCAUCGACAAAGAACAAUACCGGUCGUGCCAUCCAGGCUGUCGAUACAGCGGGAAUAUCGCUCUCGCAGCUCCCACUACAAAUCCAUCCGCCUCCACCACCCGCCUCCGGAGACCCGUUCGUCACGCACAUCACUCCUACCCUCGCCAUGCUUGCCGCUCGCCUUAACCCGCAGCGCUCCUACAAACCCGUCUGGCAGACAAGACCGCUCGACCCUCUCGAACGGGGACACUGGCUGAUAGACAUCGAGAUUCCGCGUGGUCAGCAGGAGGAACCCCCUUCGCCGUCAAUGUGGGACAGGCCCUUUAUCUCCCGCUUCUGGACCUUUCUCCGGGACUUCAUCGCCCGCGAUGGACGCGCCGGCUGGGGGGUCUGGUGUAUCCUGGAACGCUCCGAGCCAGAGGCAACAGACAAUGCAGAGAUGAAAAUGCUGCUCAAAGUCUAUGCAUGGGGCGAGACCGCCGUCCACAUCUACCUCUUGCUCUUUCUGGCGAGUGAACGGCGGAUCCGGGGGAUGGGAGCGCAGUGGAGGGAUGGAGGGAAUGACACUGUGAUUCAGAUGUAG